Molecule: messenger RNA, 924 nt
Organism: Marmota monax (woodchuck)
Lineage: Eukaryota; Metazoa; Chordata; Mammalia; Rodentia; Sciuridae
Product: basic proline-rich protein-like
Exons: 1
Coding region: 1-924 (307 amino acids)
Source: RefSeq, a predicted model, not a curated record
AUGGCGCCGGCGCCGCCGCCGCCGCCCCGCCGCCGCUUCCCGCGCCGCGGGCCCGGGGCUGCCGCCAACCGCUGCCGCCGGCCGUGCGGGGGCUCCGUCGUGCCGGCCGCGGGGCCCGGCGCCCGCCGCCCGGCCCUCGCCUCGCCCGGGCCCUCGCUCCGCCGCGGCCCGGCGGCUCCCGAGCGGCCGGCGGGGAAGGAGGCCGCGGGCGGUGCGCGGUGGCGGCGGCGGCGGCGGCAGGAACUGAUGUCAGGCGGGGCGGCGCCAGGGCGGGCGGCGGCGCACGCGGGCCUGCCGACGGCGGCGGACCCCGGCCCGGACCCACCGCGGCCCAGGGACCCCGCCCACACCCCCACCUGGGCCCCAGACCCGCCUGUGCCCAGGACCCCACCUACAGACCCACCUGGGCCCAGGGACCCCACUUACAGACCCAACUGGGCCCAGGGACCCCCACCCCAGACCCGCCUGGGCCCAGGGACCCCGCCUACAGACCCACCUGGGCCCCAGACCCGCCUGAGCCCAAGGACCCCUCCUGGGCCCAGCGACCCCCACCUACAGACCCGCCUGGACCCAGGACCCCACCUACAGACCCACCUGGGCUCAGGGACCCCCACCUACAGACCCACCUGGGCCCAGGGACCCCUUCACACAGACCUGCCUGUGCCCAGGGACCCCCACCUACAGAUCCACCAGGGUCCCAGACUCAGCCUACAGACCCACCUGGGCCCCAGACCCACCUGUGUCCAGGGACUCCCACCUAAAGACCUAACUGUGCCCUGGGAUCCCCACCUAGAGACCUUCCUGGGUCCCAGACCCACCUGUGCCCAGGGACCCCUGCCUACAAACCCACCUGGGCCUGGGACCCCAGCCCAGAGAUCUACCUCUGCCUACAGACCAUCUGGGAGCCCAAGACCCCAGCCAUAG